This is a messenger RNA of Folsomia candida, 372 nucleotides long. Its product is annotated as synaptobrevin-1-like. The record is from RefSeq and is a predicted model, not a curated record. Gene Ontology annotation, molecular function: SNAP receptor activity; syntaxin binding. Gene Ontology annotation, cellular component: plasma membrane; SNARE complex. The transcript is spliced from 6 exons. The coding region runs from base 1 to 372 and encodes 123 amino acids. Gene Ontology annotation, biological process: vesicle-mediated transport; vesicle fusion. Lineage: Eukaryota; Metazoa; Arthropoda; Collembola; Entomobryomorpha; Isotomidae.
AUGUCGCUAAUUCCAAAUAUUCUAAACUUUUCUGGAAGGGAAACACGAUAUGGGGGGACCGGGGCCGGACCGUCUUCCAGUGGACGAGCCGACCAGGAAAAAGUUGUUCAGAUGCAGGCACAAGUUGAUGAGGUCGUGGACAUAAUGCGGAAUAAUGUUGAUCUGAUGCUGGAUAGGGAUCAGAAGCUGUCGGAGCUGGAUUCGCGUGCAAACGCCCUUAAGCAAGGAGCUAAUGGAUUUGGGAGAACAGCCGACUCUUUAAAGAGGAAGUUCUGGUGGCAGAAUUUGAAGAUGAUGAUCCUACUCGUGAUUGUAAUAAUUGUGGUUCUGAUCGUGAUUGGAUUCGCAAUUUGGGGAGGGCAUUUGAAAUGA